GCACGUGUCCAUCCUUCACGACACGGAAGGAAAACCCCAACAUAUUUAGAGGCUGCUUAACUUGACACGCGAUAUCGUACGAUCAUUUCCGUUUUUCAUUCAUUGUUUAUAUUCAGGCUGUUGUGUACUAAGCCAUUAGGCUCAUUUUGACUGAACACUUCUGUCUGUAACCACGAUAUACGAGAGAGCUCAGAUAUAAUAUUAAACCAUGAACGCUACAUGUAGUAAUCUAUUGAGGCACGUGAUCUUAUCGACACGAAAAGACAUCAGUAGACGUUUUCAAACAUUUUCACCGCUCAAGUACCAAGUAAAAUCCAUAAGGGCGACCACGCCCCCCUCGGAAGAUAUGUUGAGGGUGUUGGGCGCACUUCGUCAGGACGGUCAAUUCAGACCACGUGACAAGGAUACCUUCAACACAGUGGGGAAGACAAUUAAAGGAUCGAAGCAGUUGGAAAUAUUCAGGAAACUAUUAAAACAUGAACCAGUGUUAUUGGACAGACAACCAAUUUUCGGAGAUUUUAUGGUUGCCCAGGUGCCGUCGAUUUUGAAACCAGCACCAACAAAUUUACCGAUAACAGCGACAAAAAAGAUGAUGCGAAGAUUAAAGACAAAACGUUUACAAACAAAAGAAGACAGUAUAAACCAAUUAACAUUUACAGUGUAGGGUAGAAAGUAGGCUGUAAUAGGUUAGAGAUGUUGUGUACCGUUAACAGUAACAUGAACUUUUAGGAUGAUGUAAGUUUCAUUCUAAAAUGUAAAUUAUUUAUUUUACAACAAUUUCAAAAUGAAAUGUAUCAACUGGUAUUAAUCACUCUUGUCGGCCCGGAUUGAAGCGCGCGAGGGAUCUUACUGAGGAAUGAAACCAGGGAAUACGGAGAAACCCGACGUGAUCGGGCAGGUGACCACAUACUUAUUCAGUCUGAUCGGGGAACCGAAGCCUGACCGCCUAGGUAACCAUAAGUGUGCAAUUCUAUCUUACAAGGAACUUUCACAAAUAGUUUUGAUGUAGUGUUUUAAAACAGUACAAUAAUGGGAUACAACCAAGGGUGAGGUUGAACAGUUAUGUACGUCUAUGUUAAAUCUUCUUUACAAGACACCGUUAAAGCGAUCAUAUCAGAUACAUAUAGCCAAUAUAUUUAUAUAUUUACAUGCCCAUGUUUGUUUUAUUAAGUAUGAUAAGGAAGCAUUUAAUGACGGGGAAGUUAUAUUAUCAAUCUAUACGCCUGCUCUCCACACUUCUAGUGUGUGUUAACGGGGGACCAUACCGGAGACUGUACAUCCGUACUGAGGAGGUUAAACAAAUCUAGGGGGUUCUCUGAUUGUUUACAAACAUUAUUCUUGUCAGGGUAUAGUGUAAACAUACUUUUCUGUAAAUAGUAUUAUUGGUUGUGAGGUGUAAAGGGAGAUAACCAUGAUUUGAUUUUAUCUUCAAUAGAAAACAUCGCCGUUAGUGAUUGUACUAUGUACUUAUGGCGAUGUUCAGUGUAAUCAGCCGGUGGUAUCCGGUGGAUUGAAGAGUGGAAAUAAUUGCGUGUGUCUUUUGGGAUUUCAUAUAUAUAAACUUCUAGAUUAUUUGUUUGAAAUAGUUGUUUGUAAAGUAUUCAUGUUUUCGUUUUUUUUUUUUUUUGUCUGAAUAUAUUAUAGUAACUUGGUUGUAAAACGAUUGAUUUCGUGUGAUUAUGUUAUACCGUUUUUUUUUUUUGAGGUUGUAUUACGGUGUAAUGAGUCACUGUCGAGUGUUGUAUUUAGGGAUUGUAUACGGGUGAUCAAUAAAUGUCUCACUUGUUA
Molecule: messenger RNA, 1788 nt
Organism: Pecten maximus
Lineage: Eukaryota; Metazoa; Mollusca; Bivalvia; Pectinida; Pectinidae
Exons: 3
Coding region: 209-664 (151 amino acids)
Source: RefSeq, a predicted model, not a curated record